Chinchilla lanigera (long-tailed chinchilla) is the source of this 3563-nucleotide messenger RNA. RefSeq names its product major vault protein (gene Mvp). The record is from RefSeq and is a predicted model, not a curated record. NCBI's taxonomy places the organism in Eukaryota, Metazoa, Chordata, Mammalia, Rodentia, Chinchillidae. Bases 754 to 3438 code for a protein of 894 amino acids. Gene Ontology annotation, cellular component: cytoplasm; nucleus. The transcript has 16 exons.
GAUUCAGCCAGCAUCUGUCCGCUUGUCUCGGGCCCUUGACCAGUCCUAGUCGCAUGGGGCAGCGUUCCAGUUGGCUCUGAAGCAAAAAUUCCUGAGCAUGGAAGCUGCAACCAGGGCAGCCCAGAGGCGAAAAUGAACAUCAGCUGCUUGGCCCUUUAACUACUAAGCCCCGCCCUCGCGGCCCCGCCCACCUUUUGGCCCCGCCCCCGCCCAGCUCUGGCGGUAGGAGAUCCCCGGGGCUGAGUGACUUUCCUGGCCUGCCGAGCGCUGCUCCUGCUGCUGCCGCUCUUCCACAUGGAGCCCAGGGAGAUCACAAGCAACAGAGAGAAAGCUAAGGAGGGGAGUACUGGACCAGCACUACCUCGGGUCCCAGAUUCAGUGUCAUUUGUUUUACGGUUUUGGAGAAGAUGGCCACAUUUGUAUUUGUGUGGGGAAGUUGGACACAGUUGUAUUUGUUACCUGAUGGGGAGUUUGUGAACAGAAGCAAAAUUUUGUCAAACGCUUGAGAGCCAAAUUGUGAACAAAAGCGUUUGUGAGCUGAGGCGUUGCUCCUAGAAUAACUUGCUGCGGUACUGGCCCGCCUGAUGAAUGAGGGCAUCAGUCUGGUCCGGGAUCCCUUCCCUGGUGGACCAUGCCCUAACCUUUCACCCUUGGCUUGCGCAAAGCACAAUGGGAGGAGCGCGAUCAGAGGUCUGCGAAUGCUCUGGUUAUAGUCCAACCCUUGAGUAUCGCCAGCCCUGAGGAUCCCCUGAGAUGAAAAGGUUCUCCCGGGGGAUAGGAGCCACCAUGGCCGAUGGCGAAUCCAUCAUCCGCAUCCCCCCGUACCAUUACAUCCACGUGCUGGACCAGAACAGCAAUGUGUCCCGCGUGGAGAUCGGGCCGAAGACCUACAUCCGGCAGGACAAUGAGAGGAUACUGUUUGCCCCCGUGCACAUGGUGACUGUCCCUCCACGCCACUAUUGCGUUGUGGCCAACCCUGUGUGCCGGGAUGGCCAGGGCUCCGUGUUGCUCGACGUCACAGGGCAAGUACGACUCCGUCACGGUGACCAAGAGAUCCGGCUGGCCCAGGACCCCUUCCCCCUGUACCCAGGGGAGGUGCUAGAGAAGGCCAGCACCCCGCUGCAGGUGGUUCUUCCCAACACUGCCCUGCACCUGAAGGCCCUGCUGGACUUCGUGGAUAAGAAUGGAGACAAGGUGGUGGCCGGUGACGAGUGGCUGUUUGAGGGGCCUGGCACGUACAUCCCCCAGAAGGAGGUGCAAGUGGUGGAGAUCAUUCAGGCCACGGUCAUCAAACCGAACCAGGCUCUGCGGCUGAGGGCCCGCAAGGAGUGCUGGGACCGGGACGGCAAGGAGAGAGUGACAGGAGAAGAAUGGCUCGUCCGCUCGGUGGGUGCGUAUCUCCCGGCCGUGUUUGAGGAAGUUCUGGAUUUGGUGGAUGCUGUGAUCCUUACAGAAAAGACAGCAUUGCACCUCCGGGCUCGCCAGAACUUCCAGGACUUCCGGGGAGUGGCCCGCCGCACUGGGGAGGAAUGGCUGGUGACAGUGCGGGACACAGCGGCACACGUGCCCGAUGUCUACGAGGAGGUGCUGGGGGUUGUGCCCAUCACAACCCUGGGCCCCCGACACUACUGCGUGGUCCUCGACCCAGUGGGACCAGAUGGCAAAAACCAGCUGGGACAGAAGCGCGUCAUCAAGGGCGAGAAGUCUUUUUUCCUGCAGCCGGGCGAGAAGUUGGAGCGAGGCAUCCAGGACGUGUACGUGCUGUCUGAGCAGCAGGGACUGCUGCUGAGGGCGCUGCAGUCCCUGGAGGAGGGGGAGGAGGGCGAGGAGGGCCCACACCAGGCCGGGGACCACUGGCUCAUCCGAGGGCCCCUGGAAUACGUGCCGUCGGCCAAGGUGGAGGUGGUGGAAGAGCGCCAGGCCAUCCCUCUGGAUGAGAACGAGGGCAUCUAUGUGCAGGACAUCAAGACUGGAAAGGUGCGCGCUGUGAUCGGAAGCACCUACAUGCUGAGCCAGGACGAGGUCCUGUGGGAGAAGGAGCUGCCUCCCGGGGUGGAGGAGCUGCUGAACAAGGCGCAGGACCCCCUGGCCGACAGGGGCAUGAUGGACACCACCGGUGCCCCUCAGCCCCCGGCUGUCCGGAAUAAGACCCAUGUGGUCAGGUACCGCGCGCCGCACAAUGCAGCCGUGCAGGUGUACGACUACAGAGCCAAGCGGGCCCGCGUGGUCUUUGGGCCGGAAAUGGUGUCGCUGGGUCCUGAGGAGCAGUUCACUGUGUUGUCCCUCUCGGCAGGGCGGCCCAAACGUCCCCACGCCCGCCGGGCGCUCUGCCUGCUGCUCGGGCCUGACUUCUUCACAGAUGUCAUCACCAUCGAGACAGCGGAUCAUGCCAGGCUGCAGCUGCAGCUCGCCUACAACUGGUACUUCGAACUGAGCAACCGCAAUGACCCCCAGGAGGCAGCCAAGCUCUUCGCAGUGCCCGACUUCGUGGGGGACGCUUGCAAGGCCAUCGCAUCCCGUGUGCGGGGGGCUGUGGCCUCGGUCACCUUCGAUGACUUCCAUAAGAACUCGGCCCGCAUCAUUCGCACGGCCGUCUUUGGUUUUGAGACCUCCGAGGCCAGGGGCCCCGAUGGCUUGGCCCUGCCCAGACCCAGGGACCGGGCCUUCUUCCCCCAAAACGGGCUGGUGGUCAGCAGCGUGGACGUGCAGUCUGUGGAACCUGUGGACCAGCGGACGCGGGACGCCCUACAGCGCAGCGUGCAGCUGGCCAUUGAGAUCACCACCAACUCCCAGGAGGCGGCGGCCAAGCACGAGGCGCAGAGACUGGAGCAGGAAGCCCGGGGACGGCUGGAGAGGCAGAAGAUCCUGGACCAGUCGGAAGCCGAGAAGGCUCGCAAGCAACUCUUGGAGCUCGAGGCCAUGAGCAUGGCGGUAGAGAGCACUGGGACAGCCAAGGCUGAGGCCGAGUCGCGGGCAGAGGCUGCGCGGAUUCAGGGAGAAGGUUCUGUGCUGCAGGCCAAGUUGAAGGCACAGGCCCUGGCCAUUGAGACGGAGGCUGAGCUCCAGCGGAUACAGAAAGUACGAGAGCAGGAACUGGUCUAUGCCCGCGCCCAGCUGGAGCUGGAAGUGAGCAAGGCCCAGCAGCUGGCGGAAGUGGAGGUGAAGAAGUUCACGCAGAUGACGGAGGCCCUGGGUCCCAGCACCAUCAGGGACCUGGCCGUGGCCGGGCCAGAGAUGCAGGUCAAACUGCUGCAGUCCCUGGGCCUGAAAUCGACCCUGAUCACCGACGGCUCCACGCCUAUCAACCUCUUCAACACCGCUUACGGGCUGCUGGGGCUCGGGGCUGACUGUCAGCCCCCAGCCCUAAAGGCAGCCGGGGGGCCCCGCCUGGAAGGCUCGUCCCAUCAGCCCCCUGGAGGAAACCACGUCGUGCCUUGACAGGUCCGCACUGACAGCUGACCAAUAAAAGUGGGAGAGCAGUUGCCUGGCAUGCUCUAGGCGCUGGCUUCAAUCCCUGACACCACAAAAUAAACAAAAAAAAAUGAUUGUAUCUAAAAAACAAA